This is a messenger RNA of Trichomonas vaginalis G3, 432 nucleotides long. Its product is annotated as Poxvirus D5 protein-like family. The coding region runs from base 1 to 432 and encodes 143 amino acids. The transcript has a single exon. The record is from RefSeq and is a predicted model, not a curated record. NCBI's taxonomy places the organism in Eukaryota, Parabasalia, Trichomonadida, Trichomonadidae.
AUGGUUUCAAACAAUGCUGUUCCGAUGAAGUUAGAAAGUUCUGACAGAAGAUAUGUAGUUGUCAGAACGUCAGAUUCUCAUAUGCAAGAUACAGAAUAUUUUGACGACUUAGCAGAAACUUUGACAUCUGACUUUUACAACCACUUGUUCUCAUAUUUUAUGACAUUAGAUAUUUCUAAGUUCAAUCCAAGACAAAUUCCACAUACCGAAGAGAGACAAACAUUGUUAGAAGCAAACAAGAGUGUAUAUGAACUGUUCAUAGAUGAAACUGACUUUGUGUCAUUAGAUGAAAGGUCAUUGUACGAUUCGUAUAAACAAUAUUGUCAAGAAUAUGGUUAUAUGACAGCGUCUAAACGAACAUUCUUGGCAAAUGUCAAAAGUCUUUUAGAUGUUCAGAAUGGUGUAUAUACAAAGAAAAUUUUUUCUGAGUAA